Molecule: messenger RNA, 1798 nt
Organism: Schistosoma intercalatum
Lineage: Eukaryota; Metazoa; Platyhelminthes; Trematoda; Strigeidida; Schistosomatidae
Source: the annotation of a GenBank genome assembly
GUGAUUUGUUUAUAUCAUGACUGAUGAAGAAUCAAUUGAUUUGAUUGCUUCAAAAAUUCAUCUUCUACAAAGAUCCCAAUUUAUUAAUCUACCAUUGUUACCAUUAUUACUAUUAUCGGAUUUUAAUUCAUCAUCAAUUCAGAAUAACUUAUCAACCUCUAAAAAUUAUGCAAAUCCUCCUCCUACAAGUUUUACUAUGAAUAGUAAUAAAGAUGUGGAGAAAAACAAAUCUUCACUAAGAAAUUCCAAUCAUACAAAUGAUUGGUCUAGAUUAAAUAAUGUGUCUGAUACAAAGGAACGUAGUUUCUUUCGACGUUUACUUAUGUCCUAUUGGUGUCCUAGACCUAUAAAUGGAGCUCAAAUGUUACUCGAAGAAUUAAAAUAUUCAUAUUGUUUCUCUACUGGAAUUGACAACUUGGACAAUCUACUUAAUGGAGGUUUAAGAACCAGUGAAAUUACAGAAAUAAUCGGUAAAUCUUCUUGUGGGAAAACUCAAUUCUGCCUUUCUGUAUGUGCUUCUGUACUUCGAAAUUAUAAAACUGUGUCCAUCAUCUAUUUGGAUACGAAGGGUGAUUUUAUUGCAGAUAGAUUACUAGAAUAUCUUAAAAAGCAAAAUCUCAAACACGCUAAUGUGCCGACGAAUGCAGCAACAAAAGAUGAAUAUGGAACUUCCAAUGUUCCAAACCAUGAUAUCAAACAAUGUCUCACUAGGAUUCGUUGUUGUUUAGUACCAACAUUUGGCCAUCUCAUUGAUUCACUAAUAACCAUACGAAUGCAUAUAGAUAAAUCACAACGUCAUCUACAUAGUUUAUCCACUCCUACUGAAGAAUUUUUCUCAAAUUGUAAACUUAUUAUUAUAGAUAGUUUAACAAUGCCAUUUUUAUCGUGUAUGUCCACUUUACCACAAUUGGGUAUAUCACAGCUUGCUCUUAUUAUAUCUGAACUACAACGUUUAUCUACAUUAUAUCAUUGUACUAUCUUAGUUACUAAUCAUGCACGAUCUCAAUUUAUUAAUUUUUUAAAUAAAGAACAAUUUAAUCGAAAUUCAUGUUCAUUACCACCAACUUCAAUUGGUUGCCUUGGUAUCAAUUGGUCAUUAAUACCGAAUCAUCGUGUUUUGUUUGAAUGUUUAACACCAUGGACAAACUCUCUAUCUUGUAAAAUUAAAGUUCAAUUAGUAAAUAAUAAUUUACAUAAAAUAAAUAAACAAACAAAUCAUUGUAAUAAACAUCAACGUAAUUCUGAAACAGUUUGGGAAUUUACUGUGUAAUGUAUACUCCAACUUAUAUGAGAAGAUGAUAUAAACAGGUACAGUCUGUUUGUUAUAACCAUAAACUUGGUUGUUUGUUUAUUUAGUUUAUUGACAAUUUUGACCUUUGCUCUUUCAUAUUUUAUCAAAAACUUCAACUUUUCUACUAAUACUAAUGAAAAACUCAAUACUAUUGUAAUGUAAGCUACUUAUAUCGGUAUAAGUAGUAUAAAACUAGAGUCAAAAAUAGAAUAUACUUCAUGUAGAAGACGGAUAUUUACCAAAGGAACCAUUAACUUUCAGACAAUUGAUUGAUAUUUUGCAAAUUAAGUAUUUACUAUAUAGUUCUCAGAUUUUAGUAAGAUAUUCUGUAAUUUUAUACUCAAUUACAUUCAAUUGCACCCUCUCUUGUUCUCCUUCACUACACUGUCGAUUAAUUUGUUCCUUUGUUUCAUUCACUGUUCAGUUUCGUGUUAUGAACUAGUUGGACUAGGAUAAAUGUCAAUGAUAUUUUCAAAAUAAGAAAAUUUGGUUCAGAGAAGACUUCUC